Molecule: messenger RNA, 1715 nt
Organism: Salvelinus sp. IW2-2015
Lineage: Eukaryota; Metazoa; Chordata; Actinopteri; Salmoniformes; Salmonidae
Source: RefSeq, a predicted model, not a curated record
CUAAAUGGAGAGCGGAGAGGCGCAGGAACUACCCAACCCUGGUGAACGUGGAGAAGAGGAGGAAAGUGAUGGAUGCCAGGGAGGAGACUGGAGCGGUGCUGGAAACGGCUCAGUUUGGGAGGAUGAGGGGUAGAGGUCGUGGACAGCAGCGUGGUGGAAGGMUCCAGAGGGGCAGAUGGGCCAGACCAGGUCCUCAUCAGUCAGAGAGACCACCACACCCCACUCAAKCCCCCACGGAGAGGCCUCCACCCCUCACUCAGUUCCCCAGGGACGGAGACCCUCUGGGGGCUCUGGCCAACAGUGACCCAGACUCUGAUACAGAGGAGCCAGUCAGUGGAGGUGGGGUGACUGUGGCCCUUACUCUGACCUCUGUAGACUCUGAUACAGAGGAGCCAGUCAGUGGAGGUGGGGUGACUGUGGCCCCUAAACAAAUGACAUCAGGGCUGGGAUCUCUGAUGGCCAGCUACGGCUCCAUGACCGACAGCGACAGUGACCAGGAACCACAAGUCCUGCCCAUCCAGAGGACCAGUCAGCUGCUGAAGGAGAACCAGGCAAUGCUGAAGGCUCUGCCAGCCAAGCCCCAGAACAGUGCUUCAUCUGGGGCUAAGAGACUCUACCCUGAGCCCCCCCGGGAACCACAGCCUGGGUCUGGUCCUCAUAGACCUGGUAGGGGGAGAGGAAGAGGAGCGAGAGGAGGACGAAACAACAUGGACACCCCUCAGCAGCGCCGRGCCACUCUGCURGAGAUGGUAAGACACCAGGAAAGAGGCAACAAGGCACAACUGAUUUUACAGUGUUGAGAUAAAAGAUAAACAUUUAAGUCUGUAUUGUGAAUGUAGGUAGCAUGUGUAGGUAGCAUGUGUAGGUAGCAUGUGUAGGUAGCAUGUGUAGGUAGCAUGUGUAGUUAACAUGUGUAGGUAGCAUGUGUAGUUAACAUGUGUAGGUAGCAUCUGUAGUUAGCAUUUUUUCUACCUGCUGAAUUGUUCUAUGACCCCUGACCUUUACAGUUACUGGCCCCAGACAUCCGCCAUGAGAGGAACGUGCUCCUGCAGUGUGUUCGCUACAUUGUCCGAAACAACUUCUUUGUAGUGGAGGGUCAAACUCAGGACCAGGAUGGAACUCUGGGCAGAACAGGGACCACAGGUGACCCUAACCUUGACCUCCAGACACAGGAAGUGAGAGCAGAUGAUCUGAGAGCAGAUGAUCUCCCAGCUACCGCUGUGGUUGAUCCAGAUGAAAGAGGUGACCAGCUGAGGUCAUCACUAGAAGGUACCCAGAAACCACCAGUCUGUCAGGGACCUUCAGAGGUGGACAUUUUGAAUGCUGAAGAUGUCCAUCKUGAGGAGAUGCCAGAUGCCGCCUCAAACCCUGAUGUCAUAACUCAGCUGAACUCUAACCCUGAGGUCCUGGGGACUGUGGCUGAGCAGUCUGGGGCCCAACAAGUGGGAGAAGACCAGAGCAUGGAGGAGAACACACAGAGUGGACCAGCCUGCUCACAGUCACAUCCCCUCCACGAAACCCCAAUGGACUUGGCUUUGAAUGCUAAUUAUGGAGAUGGUCACCCUGACGACCACUCCCAGACCUCCAUCCCCAACUAUGAUGAUGAAGUCUGGGAGACCCAAGACCCCUGAAGUCACCCUAACCCUUCAAUCAAGACUGUCACCCUAACCCUUCAAUCAAGACUGUCACCCUAACCCUUCAAUCAAGACUGUCAC